AUGGGAACGGCUCUGGGAAAGGAAGACGAGGGUCAAAUCCCACGUCAACUGGAUGCCGUUACCGAGUCGGAGCAGACCGAUCAACGAAAGAGCAAUGCGGUCGCGGCAGAAAGCGAGGAGUUUCAUCGAGCACCGCAACGCCAGACGCUACAUAUGCGGAAGGAAUCCAAAGAGUUUCUGAACACUAUGCAUUCCUACUUGGAUUGCAAACGAAAAUUGGAAGCCUUGGCAGGCAAAGUGGACCCCUGCCGAACACUGCACGGCAUGACGCUAUAUACGCACUCGGGCGGAAUACGCGAGGCGGACGGAACCUACAAAGCGACUUAUCGGCAGCAAAACCAAUCUGGAAACCCGGUUCGAGACUCGGAGGAACUCCUGCAAGCCGCCACGGUGACACGACCUCUCUUUUUGGCGCUCAUGCAACAACUAGCAUCCCAAAUAAUGCAAAAACGACAAGAUCUGCGCCGGGACGGUGCGCAAUUCAAGGCACUGGUCGAACUUCCCCUCAAAGCCUGGUCGAGGAUUGUGGAAAAGUCACGGGACGACUACGCGAAACGGACACCGGGUCCACCGGAAGCAUGGCUCUACGAUCUCAACCGCGCUUCCGUUCUUUGCCCUGACGUUGCCACCAUGGACGCCGUCGUUACGUGGCUUUACAAAAAUACAUAUAUUGUUACGGCCAAGAAUCGCUUUCAUCGGCCCACUAUCAGCGGAUACCGUGACUUGCUCUUUGUUUUACGGAUACCCGUGAGACCCACGGAUCAACAAGGCGGUACCGGUUCACCCGCCAAUCCUGUUCUAUUUUUUCACAUGUGCGAACUGCAAGUGCAUCACGAACAAAUUUGGCAACUUAGCAAAACACUGGAGACGCACAGGCUAUAUCGAUACUUUCGCUCCUACUUUUGCGGCAACGACGAAGCCAGUGUCGGGAAGCUGAUGACAGAACUGGUUGAAAUUGAAGAUUCUGGCAAACUCGAUACGAUGGUUGUACAGCGAGUGCUGGAAUCGGACGACGUCCCGCGGAUACGCAAGCUCACCGAGCUCUUUCAACAUCUGCCAGAGCACGAUUUUGCCCUACUCUUGUCCCAACGCGCUCUCGACAUUCACGUGGCGGCCGAACCGGAUGCUCCUAGCCAUAGCAAGCAUGAAACCCACCACAGUCAUCGUAUCAACGUUGCCGAAUCGUACAACCAUAUUGGCGACAUACUUUUGGCUAAGGGAGAGUAUCUUAGUGCCUUGACGCACUAUCGACAGGCACUCGAUAUUUACCUACAGACGCUUGGCCCACAGCACGUCCAGACGGCAGCGACACACAACGCGAUUGGUCUAGUGCUAUCCAAUCAAGCAUCGUACGACGAGGCCUUGAUUCAUUUCGAAAAAGCACUCGCAAUUUUUUCAGCGCCCGGGGGAGACAGCAGCAGCAACAAUACCGACCAGAGUAUCGCCAAAAAUGCCCAUCCCCAGGCCGCCACCGCUUGGAUUUACAUUGGUCACAUUGCCCAGGCUCGUGGAAAUCUGGAGCAAGCUCGGGAGAAUUACGAAAAAGCGCGUGCAAUCGCUUCGGCGCUGGAGGAACAGCUAUACGGAACGAAACAGACUCUACUCGCCACGACAGAAACGAAUUUGGGAAUUGUAAGCUACCAUCAGGGGGACCUGGACGAUGCCUUGGUGCACAUGCAACAGGCAUUGGCUACCCGUCAAGCUGUUCUGGGACGUAAGCAUCGUCAAACUGGUCUAGUCCACGAGGCAUUGGGAACAAUUUGGCGUGAUCUGGGAAAUUUGGAAACCGCCGCUGAACACUUCUGUCAAGCGAACAGCAUUGAUCAAGGAACAACAUGUGACUGGGAACGCUCGCUAUUGAAGAAACGGUUGCAUUGGAGCACAGGGGGACUCUCUAUCGAUGAGAAAGUGAGCCGGACUUCUACAGAGGAGUUACCGUAGCUCUCAGGGAUAGGUGCACGACUGAU
This is a messenger RNA of Phaeodactylum tricornutum CCAP 1055/1, 1967 nucleotides long. RefSeq lists its product with no specific name. The transcript has a single exon. Bases 1 to 1941 code for a protein of 646 amino acids. NCBI's taxonomy places the organism in Eukaryota, Bacillariophyta, Bacillariophyceae, Surirellales, Neidiaceae. The record is from RefSeq and is a predicted model, not a curated record. Gene Ontology annotation, molecular function: protein binding.